UUCUUCUUUCAUUCAUCCAACCAUUCAUCAAUUCAUUUCUUUCAACAUCUAAAAUACGAUAAUAUGGCUGAUAGAUCUACAGCACCACCCACACCAUACAGUCAGUUUUGCUUAUUCAAAAGUCUUUCUUACUCCUUGUACGAAUAUGAUUGGUACAACUUUGUGGAGCAGUGGCAAGCCAUGGUUGCUGUCAAUGCCCCUGUCCACGAGUUCACCUACAACCUCGCGCCUUUUUUCUCGAACGCAAAACGACUCAUGUCGGUCUUUCAUCGAUAUAUGAACUUCGUGCAUCAGGACCCCGAAUUCCUCAAUACAAUGACCAAUGUCUUGAUGUCAACACCACUGAUGAUCAAAGUACAAGAUAUAUUGCACUCCGAGGCUCUGUUUCAUAACUAUGUAGCGGCUCUCAAGCUUGACAAUCCCUCCGCAUCACAUACUCAAGUCAUGCAAGCCAUCCAAAGCUUCCUCGCGACUCUUCCGGCUCCGACGCGCCUUCGGGUCCAACGUGCUUUUGCUGAAGCAGAGGCAUCAGACUCAUUGGGCUUGUCCGGCACCACGUUAGAGACUGCAUUUCAACUACUCAACUCAGAUGUUCAAUUAUAUAUUGAUUUUUUGACCACGUUGCAACUAAAUCAGACCAGGAAUAUGCCUUGGGACACAGUUGUGUCCAAGAUCAGGGCUAUUAUCACUGCAAAGCAGCCGUAUGCAUGGUCAAACAUGGAUUACUUCUUAAAACAGCUGCAUUAUGGUCAUUUCCAAGCCCCUUCUCAUUAUGGAUAUGGUCAAGAGGUUGAUUUUUAUGAUGGUGAUUACUAUUCAGGGAGCUACGCAGAUGACGAUAUCAUGGAAAAAGUGGAAGGUGUGGACUAUCAUCGAAAUGAACAGGAUGAGAGAGAGUUUGAAGCCAUUUAUGGAUCAGAGAGCUUUGUCUCUCCUACUACCAACACACAGACUAAAAUUCAAGGUCAGAGUCAGGAGGCUGUUGUGGAUAAGUUUUCAAAGAUGUCGGUAACAGAUAAACGACCUACCAUUGCCUAGUUAUGAACGAGGACGAGAGGCAAUGUGAAAUAUAUCUGUUUUUGGUUUUGUUGAUCAUCAUUCAUCAUUUCGCUUGCCUCUGUGAUUGAAAUCACAUGCUGUACUUUAUCCCUUUAAACUAUAAAAAAUUUCAUACAUGUCUCUUCAACCUCGAUACACCCGUUCGUAGAAUCAAGUGGAAACGAACAUACAAACAAAC
Messenger RNA from Lobosporangium transversale, 1237 nucleotides. RefSeq lists its product as hypothetical. The coding region runs from base 64 to 1038 and encodes 324 amino acids. NCBI's taxonomy places the organism in Eukaryota, Fungi, Mortierellomycota, Mortierellomycetes, Mortierellales, Mortierellaceae. The transcript has 3 exons. The record is from RefSeq and is a predicted model, not a curated record.